Messenger RNA from Cannabis sativa, 1137 nucleotides. RefSeq lists its product as uncharacterized. Lineage: Eukaryota; Viridiplantae; Streptophyta; Magnoliopsida; Rosales; Cannabaceae. The record is from RefSeq and is a predicted model, not a curated record. The transcript has a single exon. The coding region runs from base 1 to 1137 and encodes 378 amino acids.
AUGGAUAAGUCAUGGAUGGAAGAGAAGAGAGAAACCCCACAAUUCGUAGAAGGAUUUAAUAACUUUUUAGAGUUUGCCCUAAAGAAUUGUAGCGAUCCUGAAAAAAUUCGCUGUCCUUGUGUCGAUUGUGGUAAUAUAUCAAAAGGAAAUAUUACCAUGUUAAAGAAUCAUGUAUUUUGUCGUGGAAUCGAUAAAAGUUAUACUAAAUGGUAUUGGCAUGGGGAAUCGAUGAAGGGAGACCCAUAUCCGUUAGGUAGGCGAGGGGUCGAUGAUCAUUUUGAAAGUAAUGAUUGUGAUGAUCAUCCUACAGAAUUGCUUGAUGAUGCUCAAGAAGAGUUUAUUCAUGAUCCUGAAAAAUUUGAUAGCAUGGUUAGAGAUGCAGAUAAGUCGUUAUUUAGUGGUUGUGAAAAACGCCGACUAUCAACUAUGGUGAAAUUUUAUAACAUAAAGGCGGAGAAUGGAGUAAGUGAUAAGUGUUUUAGUCAAUUUCUAUCUGCUUUUAAAGAGAUCCUGCCGAUGGAAAAUUGCUUUCCAGAGUCGACAUAUGAGGUGAAGAAAACUUUAAGUUCGAUAGGGUUGAAGUAUGAGAAGAUUCAUGCAUGUCCAAAUGAUUGCAUUUUAUAUCGUAAAGAGCAUGCCCACAUGGACACUUGUCCGGAAUGUGGUUUGCCACGGUACAAGCCGAACAAGAGUAAGGAGAUCCGAAAACUUAUUCCAGAGAAAGUCUUGUGGUACAUGCCUUUAAUUCCGCGACUGAAGCGGUUCUAUCGAAGUGCAGAAACUGCUGAAAACUUAUUAUGGCACGAGAAAAGGCGAGUGAAAGACGGUAAACUCCGACAUCCUGCUGAUUCACAGGCUUGGAAAAAAGUAAAUUAUUUGAAUCCAGACUUCGCAGCUGAACCAAGACAUCUACGGCUUGGUCUAUCAGCCGAUGGAGUAAAUCCACAUAGAUCUCUUAGCAGCCGACAUAGUUCAUGGCCUGUGUUUCUUGUUAUGUACAACCUUCCUCCUUGGUUGGUGAUGAAAAGGAAAUUUACGAUGUUAUCGCUAAUGAUUUCAGGGCCUAAACAGCCGGGACAUGAUAUCGAUGUUUAUUUGGCACCAUUAGUUGAUGACUUGAAAGAGUUGUACGCAUGA